AUGGAAAUAAUUUUAGCAUUCGUUUUAUACGAAGUAAUUCUUUCAUCCAGCACUUUGUCUGAAAAGUCAAUGUGCUUUGCAUUUAUUUUAUUAUUCUCAAUGAUUAAUAGAGACCAACAGGACCAACAUAAGCAACCACCACCACCACCACAACAACAACCAACCACACAACAACAACAAUCUCAGCCAACCACACCUCCACAGCAACCAAUCCCACAACCAACUCCACAACAACAACAACCAAUCCCUGGACCAACCCCACAACAACAGCAACCAAAACCAAAACCAAAACCACCACCACCACAAAAACAACAACCAUUCAUUUUUUUUAUUAUUUUAAAAUGGUGGUUAAAAAAAUUUUAUUUUAUUUUAGUUUCCGACUCAAAUUUACUUUUUUUUGAGAAUUGUGGAAACUGUAUUCCAAGAUUUCCAAGUGAAGUCACCCCAAAUAAAUUCCGUUGUAUAAUAUGCGGAUUUAUAAACUAUACAAGUGACAAUAAUAAUAGGGGAAAAAAAAAAUAA
Messenger RNA from Dictyostelium purpureum, 522 nucleotides. RefSeq lists its product as uncharacterized. The transcript has 3 exons. Lineage: Eukaryota; Evosea; Eumycetozoa; Dictyosteliales; Dictyosteliaceae. The record is from RefSeq and is a predicted model, not a curated record. Bases 1 to 522 code for a protein of 173 amino acids.